Danio rerio (zebrafish) is the source of this 1183-nucleotide messenger RNA. Its product is annotated as zgc:112332. Lineage: Eukaryota; Metazoa; Chordata; Actinopteri; Cypriniformes; Danionidae. The record is from RefSeq and is marked predicted.
GCACUACUGUCUGCUGAGGACAACACACAACACUGAAACCAUGCACUCCAUAAGAAAUUUCUUCUGUGGCCAGUGGAGCUCUUCAGUACGUCUGGAUGAAAAAACAGUCAUUAUCACAGGAGCGAAUACAGGCAUUGGCAAAGAGACAGCUAGAGACCUUGCGAGAAGAGGGGCGAGAGUCAUCAUGGCCUGUCGAGACCUCGAGAAGGCAGAGGCUGCCAGAAGAGAAUUAAUGGACAAUUCUGCAAACCAAAACAUUGUGGUGAAAAAACUUGAUUUAGCCGAUACCAAAUCCAUCAAAGCAUUUGCAGAGCUCAUAAACAAGGAAGAAAAGCAAGUCAAUAUUCUGAUCAAUAAUGCUGGAAUCAUGAUGUGCCCAUAUUCAAAAACAGCGGAUGGCUUUGAGAUGCAGUUUGGAGUAAACCAUUUAGGUCAUUUUCUGCUCAUUUACCUUCUGCUGGACCUCCUAAAGAAAUCAACCCCCUCCAGGAUCGUCAACGUGGCAUCUGUGGCCCAUACUUGGAGUGGCAUCCAUCUGGAGGACAUAAACAGUGAGAAGGUUUACUCUCCACGCAGGGCUUACGGACAGAGCAAACUAGCCAACAUCCUCUGCACACGCUCCUUGGCUAAAAGACUACAGGGCAGUGGUGUGAAUGUCUACUCUCUCCAUCCUGGUGUGGUUCAGUCAGAGCUGUUCAGAAACCUCAGCAAACCUGCGCAGAUCGCAUUCAAGGUCUUCAGCCCCUUCACCAAGACCACCAGUCAGGGAGCACAGACCACCAUCUACUGCGCCAUAGAGCCCGAACUGGACAGAGAGAGCGGAGGAUAUUACAGUGACUGUGGCCCGGCUCAGUGUUCAAGAGAAGCUUCAGAUGAUGAAAUGGCUCAGAAACUCUGGGAACUGAGCUGUCAGAUGCUCGGCAUUAUAUGGGAUUGAUAGAGCGCUCCUCUUAGUGACAAUGAUGUAAGAUUGGAAUGAAAGCUUUUGUGCUAAUGUCAAAGAUAACCCAAACUCUAGAACUCAUACAAUGCAUGCCUGAAUCAACACUAUACUGUAUGUAUUAUAUUGUAUAUUAAAUACUGUUUUUUAAUACUUUUGCCGAUGCUGUUAUAAUUUCACAAGACAUAAUGAACUGUUAUGAAUUAAAAUAUAUUUGAGAUUAUUAAAUAUUUUUAUCAUGCA